UGUUGUGGAGAGGUUGUGAGUGAUGACAUAAGAUGUUAGAUGAUUAUGGAUCAUUGUUCGACCGAGGCCGAGAUAUACGUCGAUAUAAAAGUGGUGGUUUCUUCACCACAUUUUGAUACUGUUUAAUACUGUUAAUACUCUUAUACUCUUAAUACUCUUCACUCACUAUCACAAUGUCAACUGUAAUUGCCUCCGGUGUCUAUGUGCCCGCUCCGACGUUCUUCGUUCGCAAGUCAGACGAGGAGUACGAUGAAUUUGCACCUGCGCUCGACCUCGACACGCAGCUUCGACACACAAUCUUUCUCGCCAAAGCAGGAAUUCGCGGAGUAGUUCUUCUUGGGUCAACCGGUGAAGCUGUUCAUGUCACUCGUGAAGAGCGCAAACAGCUCCUCCGCCAUAUCCGCAAAGGACUCGACGCUGCCGGAUUCACGGACUUUGCCGUCAUCGCGGGCACGGCCACCAACAGCACCGUCGAGACCGUCGAGCUGAUCAAAGAGUGUGCGGAGAGCGGUGCCUCUACCGCACUCGUCCUUGCUCCUUCGUACUUUGCCGGCUGCGUUAGUCAGGAAGGUCUUAUCAAAUGGUACACUCUCGUCGCAGACCGCUCGCCGAUCCCGAUCAUGAUCUACUACUAUCCCGGAGUAUCAAACAACAUCGCGAUCAGCCCGCAGACCUUCCUCACUCUUGCCGAGCAUCCAAACAUCGUCGGCACAAAGCUCUCACACGGAAACAUCUCGCACCACGCCAUCAUCGCCGGCAGCCCUGUCGUCAAGCAGCAGAAGCAGUUCAAGGUCUUCACGGGACUUGGCCAGCAGCUCUUUCCCGCCCUCGCAGUCGGCUGCGCAGGCGCAAUCGAUGGUCUCGCCGCCAUCUUCCCGCGCUCGGUCGUGAAGCUGUAUGAGCUUGCGACGAGCGACCACUACGCCGAGGCCGCGGACCUGCAGUACGCCAUCUCCUGCGCCGAGGAGAUGAUUGUCGAACAGGGCACCGUCGGCAUCAAAGAGGCCGUCUCGCGCGUUCUCGGCUUUGGCGACCCCGACGGCUGCCGUCCACCGCUGUCCUCAAAAGUCCUGCAAGGAGCUGCCUGGAACGAGAGAUAUGGGGAUGCGUUUGCGGCGAUGGCCGACCUCGAGCGUAGUUGGUGAUUACGUUAGCACUUAGUAAUAAAUCAGGUGACGUCAUCAGGUGACUGCAGCAGCAGCACGUGCUUGAUGCUCAUCAGUGGCUUGGAACUUUGUUUGCGA
This is a messenger RNA of Myxozyma melibiosi, 1244 nucleotides long. RefSeq lists its product as uncharacterized. NCBI's taxonomy places the organism in Eukaryota, Fungi, Ascomycota, Lipomycetes, Lipomycetales, Lipomycetaceae. Gene Ontology annotation, molecular function: 4-hydroxy-tetrahydrodipicolinate synthase activity. The record is from RefSeq and is a predicted model, not a curated record. The coding region runs from base 174 to 1145 and encodes 323 amino acids. The transcript has a single exon.